Molecule: messenger RNA, 1303 nt
Organism: Dimorphilus gyrociliatus
Lineage: Eukaryota; Metazoa; Annelida; Polychaeta; Dinophilidae
Source: the annotation of a GenBank genome assembly
AAUGGGAUUUCAGUUUAUACGCAAUCAAAGUUCAUCAAAUGACAAUAAACAAUCUGCCUUAAUUGAAAAAGAAGAGGCAAUGAUUGUUAACAAUUCAAAAUAUUUCUCCAUAUCCGCCUAUAAAAAAUUAAGCAAUUUUGAAUGCCAAGUAUCCAGACAGGAUAUCUAUUAUAGUAGAGCAAAAAUUAUUGAUAGCGGAUCAUUCGGUAUUGUAUAUAAAGCUGAAUUAUUAAUAGAUUCAGAAAAUAAUCCUAAUUUAAGAAAAACCCAAAUAGUUGCAAUAAAAAAGGUGUUACAUAACAAAAAGUAUAAGAAUAGAGAGUUAAAAAUUCUAAAUAUCCUUCACCAUAAACAUAUUGUUGAAUUGUUGUAUUACUUUUAUUCUGUUGGUGAAAAUUCAAAAGAAGUUUACUUGAAUUUAGUUAUGGAGUAUCUACCUUAUACUUGUUAUAAAGUAAUUAGACAUUAUUAUAAAAUGAAAAAGUAUAUGCCUAUGAUUUGGGUUAAAAUUUUCUCAUAUCAAAUUCUUAGAGGGUUGGCUUAUAUGCAUAGACAAAACUUUUGUCAUAGAGAUAUUAAACCGCAAAAUUUACUUAUUGAUGAUGGGAAUUCAGUACUAAAAAUUGGCGAUUUUGGUUCGGCUAAAGCUCUUACUGAGGGGGAAAAGAACAUAACUUAUAUAUGCUCCAGAUAUUAUAGAGCACCAGAAUUAAUUCUUGCAACUAAUAAUUACAAUACUAAGAUUGAUAUUUGGUCAACUGGAUGCGUUAUUUGUGAGAUGAUCUUAGGUUACCCAAUUUUCGCCGGUGGGAAUAGUGUAGAUCAGCUAGUUGAAAUUAUUAAAGUUCGUGGAACGCCAAAAAAAAAUGAGAUUAAAAGUAUGAAUAUAAACUAUGAAGAAUUUCAAUUACCUGAAAUAAAGCGACAGUCACUUUUGAAGGUUUUCAAUGCUAAUCAGCUACUCGUUAAUGAUUCACAAAUAACACAGCUAAUAGAUAGCUUAUUAACUUAUAAUCCAAAUCAUAGACUAACCGCAAUGGAGGCAAUGGGCCACGAAGUUUUCAAAAGUUUACUAACUGAGGAGAAUAAUUCAAAAAAACUAAUUAUGUCGAAGCAGGAUAAGCAAGGCUCUGAAAUAUUCCCUAAAAUGUUUGACUUUGAUGAAUUAGAACUAAAAGACUUAAAAGAACAAAAAGACAAAUUAUUGCUUUCUUUGCAACCAGACAAUGAUGAUAUUGAUUCGAAAAUUAAAAAUCUAAACAACUUGGAAUCGAUGAUAGAAAUAGAAAGAAAACUUGCUUGA